Molecule: messenger RNA, 1395 nt
Organism: Brachypodium distachyon (stiff brome)
Lineage: Eukaryota; Viridiplantae; Streptophyta; Magnoliopsida; Poales; Poaceae
Product: basic proline-rich protein
Exons: 2
Coding region: 263-1006 (247 amino acids)
Source: RefSeq, a predicted model, not a curated record
CCACUUUCAAUCGAUGCCUUCCCCGGAGAGAAAAAGAACCGUUUAGGUAGGCGCUCGUUGUUGCUAGAUUCCUUCUUCCUGCUAGAACCAACCGAUUAUACAAGCUUUCAUUUCUCUUUAAAUGACCCGUUUCUGCCGUUCCUUUGCUGCGAACUGAAGGAGGUAGCAAAUAGCAUGUAUCCCGCGCACAAACCCGGUCGACGGGCACACGCUCGCCAAUACCAAAACCAACACCAAAGCCGUGCGAGAUAGGGAGCGAGAGAUGGGUUGCUAUCCCCUCCUGGGCAAGAUCGUGUCGAAAGUGCUUGGGAAAUGCAACGGGCGUGGCGACGACGAGCGAUGGAGGGAAGAGCGGAUGAACUACGCCAUGGCCUACCCGCCAGGCCCACCCACAGAGACGCACUACAUGCGGCCCGUGGCAACCUCCGUGCACAUGGUCCCACCGAGCCCGCCACCCCAGCAGCCUCCGCCGCAAGGCCCAACACCAGCACAAGCAGAGCCCCAAGCCCAACCCCGAGCCCAAACACCACCAGCCCAACCCGAGCCCACGCCCGCGCCCGAGCAAGCCGCGCAACAAGCGCCGCCCGAGCAGCCGAGGCAGCAGCCGAAGCGUGGCAAGAAGAAGCCGCCGCGCCGCGUCCGGUUCGGCCCCGAGCAACCUCCCCCACCACAGCAGCAGCAGGAGCAACAUCAACAGCAAGAGGAGCAGCAACAACCACCGGAGCACGCGCCGGCCCCGGAACAACAGCAGCAGGGUCAGGGCCAGCGUCAUCAAGGGUACGGGGGAGCGGCGGGGCCGCAGGGGCACUUAUUCCCGUUCCGGUACACGCCGUCGCCGCUGCCGAGGUGGGAGGCGACGCCGAAGCGGCACGAGUACUUCUCCGGGGAGUACCGGUACAGCUACCCGACGCCGGUGAGGGAGGGCAUCUACAGCAUCGCCACCGACGCCAACAGGCUCACCACCAUCUUCAGCGAGGAGAACCCCAACGCCUGCGCCAUCGUCUAGUGCGCGCGGUCGGUGGGUCGGCCAGGGAAUCGGGUUCUCUCGCGCGCCGCGCCGGCCGGCCGUACGUGCAUAAUUCCGUCCGCCCGUUCGCUCUAAUUUGCCUAAUUGGAGGGGGGAGAAUCCGGUUCCCCUUCUCGAAGGUGCUGUGCAGUUACAGAGAAAGAAAAGCGGGGAUUGUUCGGUGGGUAUGAAUGAUGAGAUAUGAGAUGAACAUUCGCGUGCUGUGUGCUGUUCGGCUCCAUCGUACGUACCGCAUCUGCUCUUUUUCGCUAUGUUUCGUUUCGUUGCGAUGCCAAAGCAAAGGGAUCUGUCAAAGAUUAUUAGUUGCCGGCAAAGAGAAAGAUAUAAAGAAUCCGUUCUACAAAAAGAAAUUUUGAGACGAAGAACAA